Messenger RNA from Bolinopsis microptera, 3689 nucleotides. Its product is annotated as target of EGR1 protein 1-like. Gene Ontology annotation, molecular function: snRNA binding; 3'-5'-RNA exonuclease activity; metal ion binding. The transcript is spliced from 10 exons. Lineage: Eukaryota; Metazoa; Ctenophora; Tentaculata; Lobata; Bolinopsidae. The record is from RefSeq and is a predicted model, not a curated record. Gene Ontology annotation, biological process: snRNA 3'-end processing. The coding region runs from base 2004 to 3428 and encodes 474 amino acids. Gene Ontology annotation, cellular component: Cajal body; cytoplasm.
UUUCAGGUGAUAGAUGACAGUGAGGCGAUGAUUACCAGGCGAUGAUUGUUCGGCGAUGUUUGGUGACCCCUCGGCAGAUACCCUACUCUUGUCUCUAUAACUCCAACACAUCCAAACCUAAACUUUACACCAAUCACCAUGAUAUAACGUAUCAAGAAGGUGCUACAAGCGCUAAAGAAGGUGCUACAAGUGCUAAAGAUGGUGCUAAAGGAGCUGAAGAAGCGAUAAAUCUCAGUCAAAUCUUAAGAAAAAUUCAGAGAGACGUGAAGGUGAACCCAGAGGACACCAAGAAAAAUGCGCUCACCUCAAGUUACUGGUUCGAAAGGAAUGUCAAAGCAUCAGAGCUACACACCAUAUAUUUACAGUUAUCUAAAUCAAGACUGACAUCAUUGGUAGUGAUGACCGCUAUGGCUGGGUUCGCGUUCAACCCAGUUUCUGGAACUUUAGCCUCAUUCGCUGCACUCUCUGCGGGAACAUUCCUGUGUUCUGCGGCUGCUAAUGCGUGUAAUCAGGUGAUGGAAGCGCCGUUUGAUGCGCAGAUGGACCGGUGUAAGCAGAGGGUGAUGGUGCGGCACUUGGUGUCCCCGCUGCACUGUCUAACAUUUAGCGCUACCAGCGCUGUGUUGGGUACCAGUAUGUUGUAUUACUGUGUCAACCCACUGACUGCAGCACUUGGUUUAGCUAACAUUGUUCUGUAUGCUGGUGUGUACACCACUAUGAAGAGAUACACUAUAGCUAAUACCUGGGUGGGCUCUAUUGUCGGUGCUAUACCCCCUGCAAUGGGAUGGGCAGCUGCAAGUGGGACGCUAGACUCCGGCGCGUUGGCCCUCUGCGCACUAAUAUACUUCUGGCAGUUUCCUCAUUUCAACAGUUUGAGUUUCAACGUCCGUCAAGACUACUGUCGUGCGGGAUACAACAUGAUGAGCGUUACAGACGUAGCGCUGAACGCACGUGUCUCACUGCGCAACACCGCCGCGCUCAUCCCUCUCUGUAUGGCUAUCCCCUUCACCGGCAUCUCACACUGCUCCUUCUCAUUCUACAGUGUGGUUGUGAACACGUACUUUACGUAUCUAGCCUGGAACUUCUACAAGUCUCCCAACAAACAAACUGCAAGGGAACUGUUCAGAUUCAGUUUGGUGUAUUUACCCAUUUUGUUUGGUUUCCUGGCGAUUGGGUAUGCGUUUAAGGAGAGGACAGCAACAUCGGAGGAGAAACAUCAUAGUGAUAAGCAUUAUAUGAAGGAUCUGUGCCCCAGUAGUGUUUUACCAGCUUCUGCAGAUCAGUUGUGCCCUGUUUCUCAUAAAGCUAGCUCUGGUAAUGUUAGCAGUGCACCUUCUUGAUGGAGUAGAAUAGUAGGGCAAUUUGGGGAUCACGUGACCUACCUAUUUCUCCCGUGUCACCUAAUUGUGUUUAAUUUAUUUGCAGUGGGUAGGAUCAGGUGUAUUAUUUUUAUAGUUUUUGAUACUUAAAGUUAUUGUUACUUUCAUACACUUUGUAUCACUUCUGGCAUUAAUUUCAAGAGUGGCAUGAUAAUAAUAAAUGGUGUUUAAAACACUACUGUUAAGUGACAUUCCAGGAUUGUCGGUAUUAUAUUUGGGGUAUGAAUUGAUGGCUUUGAUAUUUAAACGUAUUCUGAAACAUGUAUAAAAAAUAUACAGAAAAUGAGCAGUGUGAGUCUCCAAACUUUUGAAAUACCCAACAAAUUAAACAAUUUUUCUUGUACUCCCAGACAAUACUCCGAUAACUUCCAGCCGAGAUAUCAGAUAUGUGCAGGAAUGUCGGAAUUACACCGAUUAAAAUACCGUCGGCAUUAAUCAAGUUACCGUUCAAUUCUUAACGCUGGAAUCGCAUAUUACACAUUCUUCUCAUGAGUUCUUUAUGUUUCACGCACAAUUAAAAAUAAACAUGCCCCUACUAAUGCGACUACAAGUUUUGCAUAUUAUCUUUGUACACAUUCCAUACCGCAUUCUCAAAAUAGUUCGUGUGUUCAGAUUUAAGACAAAAUGACAGACCCGGCACCCCCUCCUCCUCCUCCUACUAAAGCUCCUACUAAAGGUUUGAGCGAGACUAAAGUUCCGGUGGUUCAAGUCCUGGCGUCCAACAUCAAGGAAGUGUGGCCUUCCCUCAUACAUUCUGUCAAAUACGCUUCCUUCAUUGCUAUCGAUCUGGAACUAAGCGGGUUGGGCGACAGAAAACUCCUCAUGAAAAAACACUACACCAGUACUAGUGCCCAGAGGAAUUUUCAAAGAUCAGUGGAUGAUCGGUAUACGGCAAUAGUUGAAGCAGCAAAGACUCGCUCUGUUCUAGCACUGGGCGUGUCAUGUUGGCGUGUAACGCGUGACGAACCAGAACCUGAAUACUACGUUCAGACUUAUAAUAUAUUGCUACUCAGCAGGGACAAUUACACUGUCGAACCAGACGCCCUACAGUUUUUAGUGGAACACGGAUUUGAUUUCAACAAGCAGUACAAAGAAGGAGUAUCUUACACGCCCUCUACAGAAGAUAUGAUCGUUUUCAAAGAAAAGAAAUCACCAGAGCCGAUACGGGAUCUGUUUGCUGCAAUACUGCAAGCGAAGUGCCCUGUUGUAACCCACAAUGGCUUAAUCGACCUGGCUUUUAUGUAUCAGUCAUUCUAUGCCCCUCUGCCGCCUACCAUGAGUAUAUUUGUUGCUGAUCUGCAGGACAUGUUCAAGUCAGGGAUCCUCGAUACGAAAUGUGUGGCUGAGUUUCUGAUCAGGGAAACUGCUACAUAUCUCGAAUAUUUAUUCAGAAAAAGUUCAAAGCGUAUGCGGGAUGCAGUCUCGUCUGGUAAGCCUCACAUCAACCUCUCCUUCUCCGAGCACCGGGCUAUAAACCAGUGGGUAAACUAUGUGGAGUGCUUUGCGUCUGAUGUCUCUUCUGGGAGGGACCUGUGUGAAACCUACGCUAACCACGGAUAUUGUAAGGAAGGUAAGAAGUGCCCUAAAUCCCACAACGUUGACGAAGCAAUUAUAUCCCACGACCACAAGAGCAAGAAGCACAAAACGGAAGGUAAAGUACCACCGAUAAAGAGUAAGCACAGUAACGGGGACGCGGUCGACACGGGAUGCCACAGAGCCGGGGUGGACGCUUUCAUGACUGGUUUUAUCGUCGCAAACUAUGCAGUGUACCUGAAAGCUCACCCGAAGAAAGCAAAAGGAGAAGAAGAAGAGAAGACGUCGAGCAAGAAGUCACACUACCAAUCACGUGACAACCACAUGUCAGUCACGCUGGAGGAGAACAGAGACAUUCCUCUCCCUCUAGUUUUAGAUCCUUGUCGGAGAGCUGUGAACUGUUUGACGCUCUCUGGUAAAAACAUUCCUCUAAAAGUUAUGAAGAGUGCGUUUGUGAAACCUUCCGCUGCCCACAUGAGGCAACAGCAUGAAAUAAUAAAGAAAAGUGCAAAAUGAUAUUUUCAUGGCCCAUGGAAUUUAAUGUGGCUUCUUUUCACGUGCUGAUGAUUAAUUUUUGGCGACUUGACUUUUUUAUAUCUUGACUGUAAAUCUUAAGUGAUUUGUUUGUUUGCAAAUGACACCCUUAACUGUAAUGGACAAUGGAUAACAGUAAAUGUGAUGUUAUUGAAUUGAAACAGUACAAGUUUUAUAAUCAUUGUUUAAGUUUAACUGGACACUUUGGUGGUAGUAAAGCUCAAUUCAGACUAAAAAACUACA